AUGGAGCGCAUCGAGGGGGCGGCCGUGAGCCGCUGCGCAGCCUCGCCGUACCUGCUGCCGCUCACGCUGCACUACCGCCAGAAUGGCGCCCAGAAGUCGUGGGACUUCAUGAAGACUCACGAUAGCGUGACCAUCCUCAUGUUCAACUCUUCCCGGAGGAGCCUGGUGUUGGUGAAGCAGUUCCGGCCAGCCGUGUACGCUGGCGAGGUGGAGCGUCUCUUCCCGGGGUCCCUGGCAGCUGCGGAGCAGGACAGGCCCCGGGCGCUGCCCCUGGUGCUGCCUGGCUCGGCAGGGGUCACCUACGAGCUAUGCGCCGGCCUCCUGGACCAGCCCGGGCUCUCGCCGGAGGAGGUGGCCUGCAAGGAGGCCUGGGAGGAGUGCGGCUACCGCCUGGCACCCUCUGACCUGCGCCGGGUGGCCUCAUACAAGUCUGGUGUGGGACUGACCAGCUCCAGCCAGACCAUGUUCUAUGCGGAGGUGACGGAUGCUCAACGGGGAGGCCCGGGCGGGGGCCUGGCUGAGGAGGGAGAACUCAUCGAGGUGGUGCAUCUGCCCCUGGACGGCGCCCGGGCCUUUGCGGACAACCCGGAUGUUCCCAAGACCCUCGGCGUGAUCUUUGGUAUCUCGUGGUUCUUCAGCUGCGUGGCCCCUGGCCUGGGUCCCCAGUGA
Messenger RNA from Rangifer tarandus platyrhynchus (Svalbard reindeer), 669 nucleotides. Lineage: Eukaryota; Metazoa; Chordata; Mammalia; Artiodactyla; Cervidae. The record is from the annotation of a GenBank genome assembly.